AUCUGAUUCACUCAAUUGAGAGACUAUCACUCCAUGAACUCUGGUAGUCACCAUAAGAUGCAUUGUAAGUGGCUGUGGGCGCAAUGGCAGCACUAACCUCGCCAGUCCUUCUCCGAAGGGCCCCUGACUGAGGGAACUUGGAUCAUCGCUGCAAGGCACCGCCCGGGUAGGCCACGUGACCAGUCAUUCUGGUUCAGGUAGCUAGCAACCAUAGGGGUAUAAGUAUCGACUGAUUCGUGCCAUUGAUUGCCUCUACCUUCAAUUGACAUAGACAAUGUUCGACAAACUCAAGCUCAAAAGCAAGUCUUCAAACAUCACCGCUUCAGAACCGGUGACCCCCGGUCAGGCCCCCUCCAAGAGACAAAUCUACCAAUCCAGAAGAAACUUCGGGGUAAAUUUGGGUGCUUGCUUCGUGUUGGAGAAGUGGAUCUACCACUCGAUCUUUCCCGAAGGUGCUGGGUGUGAAUUGGAAGCCGUGGCCAAGUGGACCAAGGACGAAGGUGCCGAUGGCGCUAAAAAGCGGUUCGAGGACCACUGGAACAACUACAUUACCGAAGACGACUGGAAGUGGUUGGAAGACCACGAGGUCACCUCCGUCAGAGUCCCAUUGGGCUACUGGGAAAUCGGUGGUGGAAAAUUCACCAAGGGCACCAAAUUCGAGCCAUACAGUGAGGUGUAUUCUAAUGCCUGGGACAUCUUUAAGAAGAAGUUCGUGGAAACCGCAGCCAACCACUCCAUUUCCGUAUUGGUAGACAUUCAUGGUUUACCUGGUGGUGCCAACGGUUCGGACCAUAGUGGUGAACAGUCUGGAGGAGAUGCAAAGUUUUGGAACGAUGAAGAGAGCCAAUUGCUUGUGCUUGAUCUCUUGGGUUUCGUUGCUUCUGACUUGAAGAGUUACGACAAUAUUGCUGGUAUUCAAAUUGUCAACGAGUCUGAAUUUGCCGACGAUCCAAAGAAACAGACCAGAUACUAUGGAGCUGCCAUCAACCUGAUUAGAGAACAAGAUAAAGAAAUUCCAAUUGUGAUCUCAGAUGGCUGGUGGCCUGACCAAUGGGCCAAAUGGGUGCAAAGCAAACAAGGCCUGGGAACCAUUGGUGUGGUCGUUGAUCAUCAUUGUUACAGAUGUUUCUCUGAUGAUGACAAGAAGAAGGCUCCUGAUCAGAUUAUUGGUGAUUUGGAGAAGGACCUUUUAACCAAUAUUACUGAUGAUAGUAAGGGAGUUGACUACAUGGUUGGAGAGUACUCGUGUGUCUUUGAUGGUGCCUCGUGGGAGGUCAACAACUCUGACAACCACAGGGACCAAUAUGUGGUUGAUUACGGAAACCGUCAAGGGCAAUUGUUUGCCAAGAGAGCCAGAUUUGGAUCUUACUUCUGGACAUUUAAGUUCGAGUCUGGUAAUGGAGGUGAAUGGGACUUCAGAACCAUGGUCGACAAGGGAGCCAUUCGUCCUGAGGGCUCCUUGAAGGGCAAGAACGUUCCUGAUAAAUCUGUGUUUGAGGAGAAGCUCAACAACGCUUUUGGCGGUCAUACCGAUUAUUGGUCUAAGACUGAUCCCAAGGGAAAAUAUGAACAUGAAAGAUUUAAGGAAGGGUUCACUGUUGCUUGGGCCGAUGCUUCUGAGUUUUUGAAGUUCAACGGAAGUCUGAUCGGUAGAGUAGAAACACUCAAGAUUGCCAGGCUUCAAGAGCAUAUUGCUGCCAAGGGCCUGCUGAAGUACUUGUGGGAGUGGGAACAAGGUUAUGACGCCGGAUUGAAGGAGUUUGAAUCUAGUUUGUGAUUUAGUUCAUUGUGUAUCAUAAAUUUAAGAGAACCUGAGAGACCACGGCUUAAUGUAGAACCAGGGCUGGGCAGGAUAUUGGAUAAGAAUAGAUUCUGUGAGCAGAGUAUUAGGAUUCAAAACUAGCGACCUACCUGAUCAGGGUUGUGCACAGGGAUUUUGCAACCAUUAAUAGCUGGGUUGCUUGGUUACUCCGAAUAUUCACAUGCCAUUCAUACAAUUCUUUAUCAGUGUACACGAGUGUCUGAUGAGCUCUCUUGGGUUUAUGUGACCGAAUACUUCACUGGUAGCGAAGUAUCAGAUUUGCUCACUAGUACGGUGAUGAGACCGCCAAUACUCCGC
Molecule: messenger RNA, 2119 nt
Organism: Suhomyces tanzawaensis NRRL Y-17324
Lineage: Eukaryota; Fungi; Ascomycota; Pichiomycetes; Serinales; Debaryomycetaceae
Product: 17-beta-hydroxysteroid dehydrogenase-like protein
Exons: 1
Coding region: 275-1777 (500 amino acids)
Biological process (GO): glucan catabolic process
Cellular component (GO): cell surface; extracellular region
Molecular function (GO): glucan endo-1,6-beta-glucosidase activity
Source: RefSeq, a predicted model, not a curated record